AUGACUGAAGUUCCAGAAGAACAUUCAAAUGAUUUCAUUCCAUCACUUCCUCCUUCAUUUCAAACAAACUUUGGAAAUGAACGUUUUGUCGAUUUGUUAAAAGAUAUUUUGAAAGAAUACACAUUAUUAUAUGAAGAUAACAAAGCACUCAUUGCACAAUUAGAAGGAUUAAAAGUUCAACCAAAUGUAAGAAAUGUCAAAUUUUAUCAAUCAGAUGUGGUUGAUACAAAAAAACCAAAACCACAAAAAUCAACUUAUUCUCAUUAUGUUAGUAAAAAAACAACAGAACAUUGGAAAUUUUUACAUAAUUAUAUUUUGCAUCGUGAUUGUAUUCUUGACUUAGCAUGUAGUCCUUGGGAUAUGAGUAUUUUUGCAACAGCAAGUUCAGAUAGAAGUGCUCGUAUAUCUACUGCUGAAUCAGGUAAAUGUCUUCAAUUUUUAGUUCAUCCACGACCAGUUUCUUCAUUAAUGUUUCAUCCAACUGAACACCUAUUAGCUACAGGAUGUGGUGAUGGAAUUGUUCGUUUAUUUAAAAUUGGUGUAACGAUCGAUGAAGACCAUAAAGAACAAUUACCAACAACUGAAGUUAAAAUUGGUGACAUUGUUAGUGGUGUGUGUUUAAGUAAUGAUUCAAUUUAUACUGCAACUUGGGGUGGUGUUGUUGGUGUUUAUGACUUACGUGGUGAACAUAUUUCAUCAAUCAGUUCUAGUAUUGGUAUAAAUGAUCAUAUCACUUCAUUAGCUUCUGACCUUUAUUCUCCAAUUCUCUCAUGUACAGCAACUGAUGGUAGUUUAAGACUUAUAGAUAUUAGGACCCCAAACCAUGCUCGAAUAGAAUGUAUUAAUGCACAUUCCGAUUCAUGUAUUUCAGCUCAAUUUUGUGAACAAGGAAAAACAAUUGUAUCAACUGGUUUUGACAAAAUAGUAAAAAUAUGGGAUACUAAAAUGAUGAAAGUUCCUAAGGCAAUGUAUAAAAUAUCAUACCCUUCUAAAAUAAAUAUCUCUCAAAAUGAUAAAUUCCUUGUACAGGCAGAAGAUAAGUCCUGGAUUAUUAUUGAUUCAAAUGGACUACGUCAUGGUAAGUUAAAAAUUGGUGCUGAUGUUUUACAAAGAGAGCACUUAAGACUUCAAAUUUGCUCUUCAUUUAGUUAUGAUGAGAGUGUUCUUUAUACAGCUGGUUUAGACAGGCAUGUUAUUGCUUGGGGAGUUCAAACUAAUUAA
Entamoeba dispar SAW760 is the source of this 1221-nucleotide messenger RNA. Its product is annotated as WD repeat-containing protein, putative. The transcript is spliced from 3 exons. Gene Ontology annotation, cellular component: preribosome, large subunit precursor. Gene Ontology annotation, molecular function: protein binding. The record is from RefSeq and is a predicted model, not a curated record. Lineage: Eukaryota; Evosea; Mastigamoebida; Endamoebidae. Bases 1 to 1221 code for a protein of 406 amino acids.